GACUUCAGUGGCUUGUUUACCAUCUGCAGAGUUCAGUUUGGUAUUUAGUGCCUAGAAGGAAAGUGAUAAUUUCAAGUCUAUUGAUUGGUUCUUGACUCCAGGCUUCACUGUAAAGGUGGAGACCUGUAGCAGAAGAAUCAUAUUUUAUCUAUAUGGAAACCGUUGUUAAGGGCGACAUGGGAGGACUACAUAGAUCCUUACUGUGCCAAGGCCCUGUGAAAAUAACAAUCUACAAAAAAAGGAAGAAAAAACAUCUUUCCUUAUUUAAUGAUGUUUUGGUUGUAUCUAGUAACUUGAAAAAGAAGAAGUUUAAGAUAAAAUGUAUCAUACCACUGAAAAACCUGUGGGCCGUGGAUGAUGUGAUCUUUUACAGGGGAAACAAAAACUAUAGUUCCACGACCCUUUACCUGUUUUGGCCGGAUGGAAAAUUUUUUGCUACUUUUGGUUCAAAAGAACAGAAAGAUCAGUGGUACUAUUUUCUCAAAAGGUCCAUUAAUAACGCCAAGAGGGGUAUGAAGAAAACAUUCUCACUGCAGAUAUUCACCGAGAACAUACCAACUUGUGACAGUCCUUUAUUUGUAUCAACAACAACCAUCGAUAAGGUGAAUGAUAUAAUGAAGAAGCUACUACCAAUGAUUAGAGUGCCUCACAUUGAAGAUUACCAACUGUGGUUCUGUCCUGGCCAUGAGAAAGCUCCAAGAGCACUCCAAGGCCACGAGUGUCCACAUGAUAUUAUACUGACCAACCUUCAAAAUAACUUAAGUAGGCUGAACUCAAAAAUGUUCCCUGCUUUUCCUGCCUUGCCUGGGCUUCUUGUGAAUGACACAUACUUGGAUGCACAGGGACAAUUCAUCUUAAAGCCCAUCUUAAUGUACUCAGCUAAAAGCCAGCAGCAAUAUUCAGAGAAAAUACAAGAAAAUGUGCCUGCAACCGAGAAGGCAACAUUUAAAAAUCUACCAUCACAAGUGAAAAGUCAACUAGUUCCUAAAUUUCCAUCCAUUGUUUGCUUCAAAAAAUUGCUGCCAGCACCAAUACUUGAUUUCACUAGAAAUAUACAAGGAAACAUGCUUUCUUCAGAUUCAUAUGAAAAUUGGAUUAGUAUCCCAGAUGAAACUUCUGUGCUUGCAAAAAGUUCUGCUAUACAAAGUAUUUCAUUGAAAAUGCCGCAACCAUACUUCUUGUUGUGCAGCUAUCUUCUCCGUGAGUUACCAAAAAUGACAACCUCUUCCAGGAUUCACCUAGACAUGGACCUCUCAUCUCUCCACGUAGCUCCUCAUGUGCUAUGGGAUCCGACUUGCAGGAACUCAUUAGUCGGGAGUGACCACUCUGAAAAUGAUUUCACUAGAAAUAUACAAGGAAACAUGCUUUCUUCAGAUUCAUAUGAAAAUUGGAUUAGUAUCCCAGAUGAAACUUCUGUGCUUGCAAAAAGUUCUGCUAUACAAAGUAUUUCAUUGAAAAUGCCGCAACCAUACUUCUUGUUGUGCAGCUAUCUUCUCCGUGAGUUACCAAAAAUGACAACCUCUUCCAGGAUUCACCUAGACAUGGACCUCUCAUCUCUCCACGUAGCUCCUCAUGUGCUAUGGGAUCUGACUUGCAGGAACUCAUUAGUCGGGAGUGACUGCUCUGAAAAUGAUUUCACUAGAAAUAUACAAGGAAACAUGCUUUCUUCAGAUUCAUAUGAAAAUUGGAUUAGUAUCCCAGAUGAAACUUCUGUGCUUGCAAAAAGUUCUGCUAUACAAAGUAUUUCAUUGAAAAUGCCGCAACCAUACUUCUUGUUGUGCAGCUAUCUUCUCCGUGAGUUACCAAAAAUGACAACCUCUUCCAGGAUUCACCUAGACAUGGACCUCUCAUCUCUCCACGUAGCUCCUCAUGUGCUAUGGGAUCUGACUUGCAGGAACUCAUUAGUCGGGAGUGACUGCUCUGAAAAUGAUUUCACUAGAAAUAUACAAGGAAACAUGCUUUCUUCAGAUUCAUAUGAAAAUUGGAUUAGUAUCCCAGAUGAAACUUCUGUGCUUGCAAAAAGUUCUGCUAUACAAAGUAUUUCAUUGAAAAUGCCGCAACCAUACUUCUUGUUGUGCAGCUAUCUUCUCCGUGAGUUACCAAAAAUGACAACCUCUUCCAGGAUUCACCUAGACAUGGUCCUCUCAUCUCUCCACGUAGCUCCUCAUAUGCUAUGGGAUCUGACUUGCAGGAACUCAUUAGUCGGGAGUGACCGCUCUGAAAACGAUUUCACUAGAAAUAUACAAGGAAACAUGCUUUCUUCAGAUUCAUAUGAAAAUUGGAUUAGUAUCCCAGAUGAAACUUCUGUGCUUGCAAAAAGUUCUGCUAUACAAAGUAUUUCAUUGAAAAUGCCACAACCAUACUUCCUGUUGUGCAACUAUCUUCUCCGUGAAUUACCAAAAAUGACAACCUCUUCCAGGAUUCACCUAGACAUGGUCCUCUCAUCUCUCCACGUAGCUCCUCAUGUGCUAUGGGAUCCGACUUGCAGGAACUCAUUAGUCGGGAGUGACCGCUCUGAAAAUAUGACUUUUAGACAAGUCAUGAUUGACAACAAUGUAGAGGUUUUGGAAGACAAUGAUUAUACAGUUGGUAGUGAUAUUCAAGAUGGGUCUGAUGACCUAAAGAUGUCACAAAAUACUGCUGGAUGGAACAUUGGAAAAACUUCAACAUAUAAUGUUCCACAAAGGAAUUAUUUCUUACAAAUAGUUUUAGUUGCUAUAUUUAUGUUUAUGGUGUGUAUUACAUAUAUUUACUUAUUAUAAUAAAUUUUAUUAAAUUACAUUGUUGCUGAG
Molecule: messenger RNA, 2792 nt
Organism: Arvicanthis niloticus (Nile rat)
Lineage: Eukaryota; Metazoa; Chordata; Mammalia; Rodentia; Muridae
Source: RefSeq, a predicted model, not a curated record